Messenger RNA from Momordica charantia (bitter melon), 2854 nucleotides. RefSeq names its product ABC-2 type transporter family protein (gene ABCG22). Gene Ontology annotation, biological process: transmembrane transport. Lineage: Eukaryota; Viridiplantae; Streptophyta; Magnoliopsida; Cucurbitales; Cucurbitaceae. The record is from RefSeq and is a predicted model, not a curated record. Gene Ontology annotation, molecular function: ATP hydrolysis activity; ABC-type transporter activity; ATP binding. Gene Ontology annotation, cellular component: membrane.
AAAUAUGGCACAAUUGUUAUAUACUAGAUAACACAAGGGUACUUUUGGUACUAAGAAAUAAACUAUUUCCUCCUCUUAUUGCUCUUUAUAUAAGAAGUGAAUGUGCACCAUUGAAGGUGCAAUAGAUUGAGCCACCUCUCUCUCUCUCCAAGUUCUUCACUAUUAUCUCUCCACUCUCCUCCUUCAACAUCACAAAAAAGGUAGGAAGGUUGAGCAACAUGGAGAAAACAAGUUCAUUAGGCCUGGCGAGGACGAAAUCGGAUCAAUUGUUGGAGAAGGUGACAGCGGCGUUCAAGUCUCCAACGUCGAGCGGCGAGGCCAAUGGGGUGGUGGCUGAGAGUGGCAGCAUGACCAUGUCGAGGAAGUCGAGCAGGCAGAUGCUGACAGUUCCUUCACCGGGCCGUGGCGGGGGUGGGGGUGGGGGCAGCGGGGGCAGAAACACACACAUCAGGAAGUCUAGGAGUGCACAACUGAAGCUGGAUUUGGAUGACUUGGGCAGUGGUGCAGCUCUGAGUAGAGCUUCAAGUGCGAGCUUGGGCUUGUCAUUCUCCUUCACUGGCUUCACUCUCCCACCUGAUGAAAUUGCAGAUUCCAAGCCAUUCAGUGAUGAAGAUAUACCGGAGGAUGUAGAAGCAGGAACAGGCAAGGCCAGAUUUCAAACAGAACCAACUAUGCCAAUUCACCUCAAGUUCAGGGACGUUACUUAUAAAGUAAUUCUAAAGGGAUUGCGGACAAGUGCAGAGAAGGAGAUCCUGAAUGGGAUUACCGGUUCGGUAAACCCAGGCGAAGUUCUGGCCUUAAUGGGACCUUCAGGAAGUGGCAAGACAACAUUACUCAAUCUGCUUGGAGGCCGGCUCAUUCGGUCUACUGCUGGCGGUUCCAUUACUUACAAUGAUCAACCAUACAAUAAGUUCCUGAAAAGCAGGAUAGGAUUCGUAAUGCAGGAGGAUGUUCUAUUUCCCCACCUGACAGUGAAAGAAACACUGAGAUAUGCAGCUCUGCUUCGAUUGCCAAAAACAUUGACUAAAGAGCAAAAGGAAAAGCGUGCAAUUGACGUCAUCUAUGAGCUGGGCCUUGAAAGGUGCCAGGAUACAAUGAUUGGUGGCUCCUUUGUCCGUGGGGUUUCAGGUGGAGAAAGGCGUAGGGUCUGUAUAGGCAACGAGAUUUUAAUCAACCCCUCUCUGCUGUUUCUUGAUGAACCAACCUCUGGCUUGGAUUCUACAACAGCAUUGAGAAUUGUUCAGAUUUUACAAGAGAUAGCAGAAGCUGGGAAGACUGUCGUGACGACAAUUCACCAACCAUCUAGCAGAUUAUUUCACAAAUUUGACAAGCUAAUUCUUCUUGGGAAGGGAAGCUUGAUCUAUUAUGGCAAAGCAUCAGAAGCAAUGAAUUAUUUCUCAUCUAUAGGGUGUUCCCCACUUAUUACCAUGAAUCCUGCUGAGUUCUUACUUGACCUUGCAAACGGUAACCUCAAUGAUGUGUCUGUUCCAUCAGAGUUAGAGGACAGGGUGCAAAUAGAGAAUUCUGAGGCUGAAAUUAGACAGGAAAGACCUUCUCCAGCUCAAGUGCAGGAGUAUCUGGUGGAGGCUUACGAGACGAGAGUUGCAGAGAAGGAAAAGAGGAAAAUGCUGGCGCCUCUGACGCUCGACGAAGAGAUGAAAUCGAAGGUAUCGUCUUCGAAAAGGCAAUGGGGAGCGAGCUGGUGGGAACAAUACACCAUACUGUUCCGAAGAGGAAUCAAAGAAAGACGCCAUGAAUACUUCAGCUGGCUGAGAAUCACUCAAGUUCUGGCCACCGCCAUAAUUCUAGGGUUACUGUGGUGGCAAUCGGACAGUAGAACUCCCAAAGGCUUGCAAGAUCAGGCUGGGCUGCUGUUCUUCAUAGCAGUGUUUUGGGGGUUCUUCCCAGUGUUCACAGCAAUAUUCACAUUCCCACAAGAGAGAGCAAUGUUGAGCAAAGAAAGAGCGGCUGAUAUGUACAGAUUGAGUGCUUACUUUUUGGCAAGAACUACCAGUGACCUUCCACUUGAUCUCUUGCUCCCCAUUCUCUUCCUUCUUGUUGUCUACUUCAUGGCUGGCCUCAGGCUCAGUCCUGCCCCUUUCUUCCUCACCAUGAUCACCGUCUUCCUCUCCAUCGUCGCUGCUCAGGGCCUCGGCUUGGCCAUCGGAGCUACGCUCAUGGAUGUCAAGAAGGCUACCACCUUCGCCUCCGUCACCGUCAUGACCUUCAUGCUCGCCGGUGGAUUCUUCGUACAGAAAGUUCCAGUGUUCAUAUCAUGGAUCCGCUUUGUAUCUUUCAACUAUCACACAUACAAGCUCCUUCUAAAGGUGCAGUACAACCACAUCAUACCCGCCGUGAACGGUAUGAGAAUGGACAACGGAGUAGUGGAAGUUACAGCUCUAGUCGCCAUGGUUUUCGGGUAUCGGCUAUUGGCUUACGUUUCGUUGAGGAGGAUGAAGCUACAAUCAGGAAGUUAAUAUAAACAAAGUGCAAAAUACUCUCAGAGGAAGAUUUGCUACAAGAGCAAUCAGAGCAUUGGUUUACUUGUGCUUCAAUUUGAGUUCCAAGGUCUAACAAAUAGUAAAAAUCUCCAUUUUGGCAACUUUUCCCUGCUAUUGUACUCUUAAAAGAAAAAGGAAAACUUACCUUCCGGGACGGGUGAUAGCAUUGAAGGCAACGGGAACAUGUUAGUCAUCGUCAACAUGGGUUGCUCCUGGAGGUGCUUCUCACUUCAGCAUCUAGCUAGAACAUUUAAAUAUAGUGGCCUGAAACAGUAGAGUUUAGUUCCAAAUCCAUGAACAUAAAAUGUUGGCAGAACUCUUCUUUUUCUUUUAUAAAACAAACAUUCAGUUCA